AUGGAGUAUUCAAAUGAAACCUCUGGCAGCAGUUUCUUUCUCCUCAGCCUUGCCGAUUCACCAGAUCUAAAGGUCUUAUACACCCUAACCUUGCUUAUACUAUACAUACUUACAUUGUCAGUAAACUCUCUUCUUAUUGUACUGGUGAGAAUCAAACCUCAUCUCCAGACCCCAAUGUAUUUUUUCCUAAGCAACAUCUCCGCUGUUGAUAUUGGUGUUCCUUCUUCAACGAUUCCUAAACUCCUGGUCAUCACAUCAUCUCAGGACAAAAGCAUUUCAGUGUUUGAAUGUGCUGCACAGAUGUAUGUGCUUUCAGCUCUAAUAACAACAGAGUGUAUCAUGCUAGCCAUUAUGGCAUAUGACAGAUAUGCAGCCAUCUGUAAACCACUGCAAUACCACACAAUUAUGAACAUGAGAUUCUGUAUUGGCAUAGCUGCUUCCUGCUGGGCUGCAGGCAUUAUCAACUCAAGUGUCCACAUCCCAUAUACCUUCAAGCUGCCUUAUUGCAGGUCCCACCAUAUUGAUCAUUUUUUCUGUGAGAUACCCCCUAUAUUACAAUUGUCUUGCAAAAAUACUUGGUUUCCUAGGGUCACAGUGUACAUUACAGCCUUCAUAGUUGGCCUCUGUGCCUUCCUCUUGACGAUAAUUUCAUAUGUAUUUAUAAUCUCUACUAUUCUCAAGAUCCGCUCCACUGAAGGAAGACAUAAAGCCUUCUCUACUUGUGCAUCACAUCUUAUAGUGGUCUCUCUCUACUAUGGGACUCUCAUAUUCAUGUAUUUACUUCCACGCACAGAAUACUUUUCUGAGACAGACAAAAUUAUGUCCAUUACUUACACAGCUGUGUCUCCACUGCUGAAUCCCAUCAUCUAUAGUAUAAGGAAUAAAGAUAUCAAACUCGCCAUUAGAGGAAAACCGACUAAAAAAGAUGCAAUUUCACAAUAA
This is a messenger RNA of Xenopus laevis (African clawed frog), 942 nucleotides long. Its product is annotated as olfactory receptor 5V1. The coding region runs from base 1 to 942 and encodes 313 amino acids. Lineage: Eukaryota; Metazoa; Chordata; Amphibia; Anura; Pipidae. The record is from RefSeq and is a predicted model, not a curated record. The transcript has a single exon.